This is a messenger RNA of Haemonchus placei, 438 nucleotides long. The record is from the annotation of a GenBank genome assembly. NCBI's taxonomy places the organism in Eukaryota, Metazoa, Nematoda, Chromadorea, Rhabditida, Trichostrongylidae.
AUGGCUCCUUAUUCGGUCAUGGUAACAGGGGCCAAUCGUGGUCUUGGUCUUGGGCUAGUCAAGGAAUUCAUGAAGAACAAGGAAAUCCAUAAAAUCAUAGCAACUGCUCGUAAUCCAGAUGAUGCCAAGGUAAAGUCAAUCGUUGGUGACAAAGGCCUUACAACACUUCUGAACAAUGCUGGUAUUUGGGUGAAGUAUGUCACGAAACAAGAACCAAAUCGGGCUGAUUUUAUGAAGAACAUUGACGUAAAUGCCGUCGGUGUGGCCAUACUCACACAGAACCUUCUUCCACUCCUCCGCCAAUCAGCUGCUAGAGUGAAAGGCGAUUUUUCACUGGAUCGUGCUGCCAUUUUGAACAUAUCAGCUACUUAUGGCUCUAUAUCUAAGAACACGACGGGAUCAGGUCCACUCAAAGGAUUGGCCUAUAUGACCAGCAAG